AUGUCGAGUGAUAACAAUAUAAAUAAUAACACCAAUAAUAAUAAUAAUAAUGGUAAUAAUAUUACUAUUACACAAAAGAAAGCAAUGGAUAGAGUGUUUGAGAUAUUACAUCCUCAGCAUGAAACAAUAGGAGACUACACAUGGAAAGGUGCAAAGUUUGGUUUGGUAACGGGCGUUGCUAUGGGUCUGGCGAUACCAGUGUUCUUUAAGAACACAGAUCGUGUCUCUUCACUGUUGAAAUCGGUGAUCAAUAUGACAUUCAUUGGAACAUCCUAUCAGGCAACCUCUUACUUUUUGGAUCAUCGUAUGUUCAUUCCGGGCAUCUCCAACGCGUUGGCGAGCGGUGCAGUGUCGUGCGGUAUCACCUCUGGUCUUCUCGGAGGAAUGAGACAGGCGCCCGUAGGUGCAUUUGCCGGUAGUGUCAUUGCGGGAACCGGUCAUCUGGUGUACCGUGCUUUCAUAGCAAAGAACCCCGCACCCGGGGCACCCGGCUCACAACUAGCCAAAGCCAAAGAGUUGACCGAUCUCAUCAACAAGAACAACUUGAAACUGUCACCGAUCGAUACCUCACUUUACAACCGACUGGUAGAGGAAGUUUCAAGACCCGAGCAACAGACCGCUACAGAAUACCUAAAGUCAUUGUCACCAUUCAGAGAGAUCGCACCAAACGAACGUACCGAUCGUAUUGCAAGACGAUCAGGUGGUCAACUUGAAGUACCAGGUGCAAUAGUAUCACAACAACAACAACAACAACAAUCAUCUAAUCAAUCACAAGCAUCAACAACUUCUAAUUCAUCAAAUACACCUCGACAACAAUAA
Heterostelium album PN500 is the source of this 819-nucleotide messenger RNA. RefSeq lists its product as uncharacterized. The record is from RefSeq and is a predicted model, not a curated record. NCBI's taxonomy places the organism in Eukaryota, Evosea, Eumycetozoa, Acytosteliales, Acytosteliaceae. The transcript has a single exon. The coding region runs from base 1 to 819 and encodes 272 amino acids.